This is a messenger RNA of Symbiodinium sp. CCMP2456, 501 nucleotides long. NCBI's taxonomy places the organism in Eukaryota, Dinophyceae, Suessiales, Symbiodiniaceae. The record is from the annotation of a GenBank genome assembly.
AUGGUCAAAAAGCAGAGAAAAGCGAAGCAGAUUGUCCCGAAGAGCAAAGAUGAUAAGCCUGGUUCGCUGCCAGCCACCUUUGCAUUCGAAGCUCCCACGCCAACGCCGAACAAGCGCGGAUCGAAGCGAAAAGGGAAGACUUCAAAACCACCUCAGGAAGCCACAAAUGGCCGAUCAGAGUCCAUCGACGACAUUUUCUCGAAGGCAAAGUCGAAGGCGGCUUCCGCCGCACAACCAGACGGAGGCAGCAAGAGGCGGACCCAAACGGGCGAUGGGAAAAAAAAGAAAGAAGUCAAGAAGCCCAAGCGCGGUUCUCUCGAAGAUCCCUUUGGACGGUCUGGCGACUGGACAGAUGACGGUCUCGGUGGCAUCUACAACCAAGAAGGGUGGACUGGGAGGCGAACCAAGGAUGAGUUGCGCAUAUUCAAGGCGCAUCUGAUCAAGGUGGGAGAAGGCGGUGGCACGCCUCUGUGUCCAUUCGACUGCUCUUGCUGCUACUAA